UGACACUGAUCUUUGCCCAUUCUUUGACCCGAAUCUUGUUUUUUUCAUCAUAAUUCUUUGAUUUUUAUCUACUUUAAUUGCUGAGUGAAUAAGUGGAUCGCACUGUUUGGUGUUGGGUUAUGAGUGUUGUCGUUGAUUUGUAAUUAUUCUUAUCCUUUUUGCUGAUAUGGGUUUUGAAUGAUUUCACCUCUUUUCAGCUUCAAGAGGAAGUUUUUAACUUUUUUUGGGUGUUAGGGAAGAAGAUCAAGCAAAAGUUGGUCUUUCAUAAUGAUGAAGAACAAUGUGGGUCUUUUUGAAGUUUGACCAGAGAAAAGGGCACUAUCAAAGAAGAAAAGAUGUCUCCUUCGAUGCUGUAAUUGUCAAUACAAGGUGUUUGUGAAAAUGCCCAUGUACCAGCCUUCUACUGGUGGCCAGGUCUUGGAUCUGGAAACUGCCGUCAAAGAUGGCAUUUUGGGUGGUGGAGUUAUCUGCGGUGGCGUCACCACUGCAAACGUCGAGAAACUGGAUCUGAAGACGAUGAUUGAACAGCUCGACUCCAUUGAAGUCCCAUCUGUGUUCAUCUGUCCAAUCUCAUUAGAACCGAUGCAAGAUCCAGUCACCCUUUGUACAGGUCAGACAUACGAAAGGUCCAACAUCCUCAAAUGGUUUUCUUUGGGACACUUCACUUGCCCCACCACAAUGCAAGAGCUUUGGGACGAUUCACUAACACCCAAUUCGACGCUCAACCAUUUAAUCCACACCUGGUUCUCUCAGAAAUACCUAGCUAUGAAAAAACGAUCAGAAGAUGUUCAAGGAAGGUCGCUAGAGCUCCUGGAGACAUUAAAGAAGGUCAAAGGUCAGUCCCGAGUUCAAACCCUCAAAGACCUCCGAAAAAUCGUCGCCGCCCAUGACUCCGCCAAGAAAACGGUGGUCGAUAAUGGCGGAGUAAGCUUCAUCUCUUCUCUCUUAGGUCCUUUCACUAGCCACGCAGUCGGGUCCGAAGCGAUUGGGAUCUUGGUGAAUCUCCGAUUAAGCUCAGAUUCCAUCUCUAAUCUUCUUCAACCCAUGAAGAUUUCAUUAAUGGUGGAUGUUUUGAAUGAGGGGUCAACCGAAACCAAAAUAAAUUGUGUAAAAUUGAUGGAAAUUUUGUUUCGAGACUCCGAAAUUAUCCCAAGUUUGAGUCUUUUAGUGGGAAUAUUGAGGUUAGUGAAGGACAAAAGACACCCACAUGGGAUAUUGGCAGGGCUUAGAUUAUUAAAAAUCAUCACCCUACAACAGUCGCCGGAAAACUCCAUAAUCAGCAUCGGUGGUGUUCCCCAAUUGGUUGAAAUGUUGCCUUUUUUUAACCCUGAAUGCUUAGAAUUAGCUUUAUAUGUUCUUGAAAUUCUCUCUUCGAUCCCUGAAGGUGCUUUAGCUCUCAAAGAUUGCUCUCAUACGAUUCCCAAUUUGGUGAAAUUGCUGAUGAAAAUCUCAGAAACUUGUACUCAAUAUGCAUUGUCAGUUCUAUGGGAGGUUUGUAGGCUUUCGCCGGAAGAAUCUGCCGCCACAGCAGUGAACGCCGGACUUGCCGCCAAGCUCCUCCUUGUGAUUCAGAGUGGUUGUAGUCCGCGAGUGAAGCAACGGUCAGCAGAGCUUUUGAAAUUGUGUAGCUUGAAUUACACAGCCACCAUUUUCAUUUCGAAAUGUAAGCUCACAAGAACAUUGCAAUGAAAUGAAAAAGGGUAAAAUGGUCAAAAACUGUUCAUAUAGAAGGAGGCAACAUAAUACCCUUUUAUGUAUCCUGUGUAAUGUGUAUACCCUCCCCUAUUGAAGGGGGACUCUUUGUAAUUCAAUUUUGUUUGUUUAAUGAAUAUUAGAGUAGGUUGAAAUAUAUAAUUGUAAUUUAAUUUUGUUUGUUUAAUGAAUAUUAGAGUAGGUUGAAAUAUAUAAUUGUAAUUUAAUUUUGUUUGUUUAAUGAAUAUUAGAGUAGGUUGAAAUA
Messenger RNA from Lactuca sativa (garden lettuce), 1957 nucleotides. RefSeq names its product U-box domain-containing protein 30. The record is from RefSeq and is a predicted model, not a curated record. Gene Ontology annotation, biological process: protein ubiquitination. Lineage: Eukaryota; Viridiplantae; Streptophyta; Magnoliopsida; Asterales; Asteraceae. Gene Ontology annotation, molecular function: protein binding; ubiquitin protein ligase activity.